Bactrocera dorsalis (oriental fruit fly) is the source of this 8101-nucleotide messenger RNA. RefSeq names its product disks large 1 tumor suppressor protein (gene dlg1). The transcript has 19 exons. The coding region runs from base 156 to 5201 and encodes 1681 amino acids. Gene Ontology annotation, cellular component: neuron projection; postsynaptic density membrane; neuromuscular junction. Lineage: Eukaryota; Metazoa; Arthropoda; Insecta; Diptera; Tephritidae. The record is from RefSeq and is a predicted model, not a curated record. Gene Ontology annotation, biological process: chemical synaptic transmission. Gene Ontology annotation, molecular function: kinase binding.
UUAGUUAAAGACGUGGUUUGCUGACAAGACGUUCUCGAAACACAUUUCGCGGGUUUUCGAAAUAAUACACAACACAUUACAAUAUACAAAAAAAGCUUUUAAAAUUUUGUUCAUAAUAAUUGAAAAUUAAUACGUAAAUAAAAUUCGGACCGAACAUGGACACGGACAGUGAGCGCGAGCGAAGUAGUGAUCCCAAUCUAUUAACCAGCAGCGAUAAUCACACAUUUCAUGACGACGAUGAUGAUGAUGACGACGAUGCUGACUCUUCAGCGCCAGAAUAUGGCGAGGAUAUUGGUGAUAUGAGAGACAUUGAUUUCGGUUCCAUCAGUGAUGUCGUGACGCACGCCGGUAGUGAUGUAUAUGACAUUGAUGAUGAUGAUGAUGAUGAUGAUGAUGACAACGAUAAUGGACGUACUGAAAGAACAUGUCUUUUAGUUUCAGACGCUUAUAAAGUACGCCGAAAUAGACGUCCGAGGAGUAGGCAGCACGUUAAACGAAGACUGCAGCAAUCGCUUGAACGUGAGACGACAAUCUCACUUAAUACGCCCAAGAUAAGGAAUUACAAUAAAAGCAUCAAAGUGACAGGAAAAUAUACUUCGGAAGAGGACGAAGAACAAGUACCACUGAAACAAAGCAGCUGUGAUGAAAGGCAAUACGAGCAGUCCGAAACCGAUUUAGGCGAGUCUGUUGGUGCAAAAGAGACCACAGAUAGUUUUGAAUCGGCUGAAGUUUACACUGUAAAAGUUAUAAAAAUUAGUGGUAAUCUAGGUGAUAGCUCCGAAGAGGACGGAGAUAUUGACGAAGAACCCUUUAAGAGUCUAGACGCUCCUGAUGACGAUACCAAAAACUUCAACGAAACAAAAUCAACAGCCCAAGUGGAAUUAAACGUUCAGCCAUCAACACUUGUGUGCGGUGCCAUACAAGUGUCUGCAGAAAUCGAUGCUAAAUUUAAUGAACGUGGUGCCUUUCUAGAAGAGCAAACAGAUUGCGCAGUGCCGACGGCUGCUCAUGCAAGUUUUGAAUUGUUUGAAGAAGAAAUCGCUGAUAUUAAUGCCAAAGUAAUAGAAGAAGAAUCUGCAAGCGACAUUCGCGAGGAGAACGACAUUAUCAAGGAUUGCCAACUAAAAGAGUUUCCAGAAAUAGAACAACAUACGGUGCUGGUGUCCGACAAAAACGUCAACGACGAAGGUGACAACGACGGUUGCGGCGGUGACGACCUCAAAAGUUCGCAAUGCUUAACUAUAGCGCCUCAAGCGAACGCAAUCAACAACGAGAACAACACGUCUACUACAAACAUCGGCAGCGUCUUGGCAGACGAAGAGAAUUGGCGCGAUAGUGUACGCGAAUCCAUUGAGUGUUACUACUCGGCACAGGAUCUGCUAGAGUACGGACAUCUCUUGAGUAGUGGCCUUAAAACACCAGACAUUGAGUCUGGUUAUUUCGAAAAGUCCGAAUCGGAUAUAUCACGUGAUGAGAACGAAGUGUAUACGAAUAAUUUAAGCAAUAGGAUAAGAGAACGCUCAUUUUCGAAAUCGUAUAAUACGCAAUUAACCAAUAUGUCGGAGAGUUUACGUUUCGAAUUGAAUCGUUUUAAAACGAUGAUCGAAUCGAUCGAACGUGAACGCAUUUAUGGCCAAACGCCGCAAACGAAACAAAAUACGUUCGAGUCGGUUACAAAAGCAGAAGAGAGUUAUAAUGUUGAUAUGGAGGCCGAAGUAACGGCAGCGGCAGAUGCAGUGGCGGAAACGAUAUCAAUAACAGUUAUCGGUGCCGAAACUGUCGAAACGACCAACGCGAUGGAUGUGGAUGAGGAGGAAGAGAUGGAGGUGGAGGGUGCUGUGGGCGGCGACGAUGAUACACGUGGUUAUUGGUCUACGGUUUUCGGACAAGCCAGCCAAAUAGAGGAGACCACGCCGGAAAUGACGCUUGACGAACGCUUUGCCGAUAUACAAAAAGCACAUCGUGCCCUUGAAUUAUUGGAGGAUUAUCACUCGAGACUAUCAGAGCCGCAGGAUCGUGCACUGCGCAUAGCCAUCGAACGGGUGAUACGGAUUUUCAAAUCACGCUUAUUUCAAGCCUUAUUGGACAUCCAAGAGUUUUAUGAACUAACACUGCUGGAUGACUCGAAGACAAUACAGCAGAAGACAGCGGAAACACUGCAAAUCGCUAGCAAAUGGGAACAGGAUGGUCAUGCAAUAAAAAUCGCUGAUUUUAUGAGAAAUUUUAAUCGAAAUUAUGCAUUUGCCACGGAACCAAUAUCCGAUCCCAAACAAUUACAUUCGAUAAUUCCGCUCGGCGAUGACACCGGUGUGGAUGAGUUGCUGUUGAAUCAGCGCAUGAAAGUCGAUGGCGACGCCGACAUUCCCAAAGAGAGUGCGGGAGUCAGCGCCAGCGGUACUGGCGCAAGUGAGGGCGGCAGCAGCAGCGCUGCAAAGGCGGCGGCCCGUUCGCCUGAAUCGGCGCCCUAUCAUAACCGGCAGCAACAGCAGCAGCAGCCCAAUACCAACGUGGACACUGUGAGCAGCGAAGCUAUACACAGAGCGUCAUCGACGAAGGUGAACGGUGAUGAGAGCUGGCAAUAUGAGGAUAUUACAUUGGAGCGUGGCAAUUCUGGUCUUGGUUUUUCGAUUGCCGGCGGCACAGACAAUCCACACAUCGGCACGGACACCUCCAUUUAUAUAACGAAAUUGAUACCGGGCGGUGCGGCCGCUGCCGAUGGACGUUUAUGCAUAAACGAUAUCAUUGUGUCGGUGAAUGAUGUGUCUGUGGUGGAUGUGCCGCAUGCAUCCGCUGUGGAUGCGCUGAAAAAAGCCGGCAAUGUGGUGAAAUUGCAUGUGAAAAGAAAACGUGGCGGUGGCGGCGGUGCUGCUGGCGGUGGUGGUGACGCUACUGCCGCCACAUCGGCCACCUUGCCACGUAGUGCUGCCGCCGCCGCUGCAGCUGCAGCUGCUGCCGGUCCGAAAGUGGUCGAGAUCGAUUUGGUGAAGGGUAGCAAAGGUUUGGGCUUCUCCAUAGCCGGCGGUAUUGGUAAUCAGCAUAUACCGGGCGAUAACGGUAUUUAUGUAACAAAAAUCAUGGACGGUGGCGCCGCUGCGGUCGAUGGACGCCUCUCGAUUGGCGAUAAACUGAUUGCGGUGCGCACAAAUGCGGCCGAAACUAAUCUGGAAAAUGUAACACACGAGCAAGCGGUCGCCACACUCAAGUCAAUUACGGACAAAGUAACGUUGAUCGUUGGCAAGACGCAGCACUCAGUCAGCUCAUCACAGCCACAAUUUGCGCCGAUUAAUUCGCAUUCAACAGGUGCGAUAAAUAAUAUUGGAAAAACAGUUGUUGAUUUUGCUCGUUCACCAUCACCCUCAAUCACCACCAACACCACCACCACUACUACCACGUACAACAACAACAAUGUUAGCCACACAGCUACCACGAAUAAUAUCAACAAUAAUAUACAAUCCUCAGUACCCGCCUCCUCCACAGCAGCUGGUGUUGUUGUUGCAUCAACAUCCAGAUCCCAUUCACCUUUGCCUCAACCAGCAUCUAGGUAUGCGUCAUCGAAUGUGCUGGCCGCCGUGCCACCCGGAACGCCACGUGCCGUCAGCACUGAGGAUAUUACACGUGAACCGCGCACAAUCACCAUACAAAAGGGUCCACAAGGUUUGGGCUUCAAUAUCGUCGGCGGCGAGGAUGGUCAGGGUAUAUAUGUGUCAUUUAUACUGGCUGGCGGACCCGCUGAUGCUGGCGGCGAGCUGAAACGUGGCGAUCAGCUCUUGAGCGUCAAUAAUGUCAGCUUGAAUAAUGCAACACACGAGGAGGCCGCUCAGGCGUUGAAGAGUUCCGGUGGCGUUGUCACAUUGGUCGCUCAAUAUCGCCCCGAGGAGUACAACCGCUUUGAGGCGCGCAUACAGGAGCUGAAACAGCAGGCUGCGCUCUCGGCCGGCGGCACGGGCACACUGUUGCGCACCUCACAAAAGCGUUCGCUGUACGUGCGUGCGCUCUUCGAUUACGAUCCGAAUCGUGAUGACGGACUGCCGUCGCGCGGUCUGCCCUUCCGCCAUGGCGAUAUAUUGCACGUGACCAAUGCGUCCGACGACGAGUGGUGGCAGGCAAGACGCGUGCUCGGCGACAGCGAAGACGAACAAAUCGGUAUUGUGCCAUCGAAACGACGAUGGGAGCGAAAGAUGCGCGCACGCGAUCGCAGUGUUAAGUUCCAAGGUCAUGCCGCUACCAAUAAUAACCUGGACAAGGUCAGUAAUGAGCAAUCGACGCUCGAUCGAAAGAAGAAGAAUUUCACAUUUUCACGGAAAUUCCCGUUCAUGAAAAGUCGCGAUGAGAAGUUGGGCGAAGACGGCAGUGAUCAAGAGCCAAAUGCAAACGGAGUUGUAAACAGCAAUAGUGAACUUGAUGUUAACAAUGUUAACAACAAUGAUUCAAAUGAACCGCAACCUUUUAUGCUUUGCUACACACAAGACGAUGCCAAUGCUGAAGGAGCCGAAAUUAUCUACCGUGUGGAGUUGCCAGAUAUGGAGCAGAUAACACUAAUCUAUUUGGAGAAUAGCGAUGCUGACUAUCCAUCCGAAGAGAAUGUGCUCUCGUACGAGGCCGUACAACGGUUAUCCAUUAACUACACACGACCGGUAAUUGUGCUCGGCCCAUUGAAGGAUCGCAUCAAUGACGAUUUGAUAUCGGAGUAUCCCGAGAAGUUUGGCUCCUGUGUGCCACACACGACACGGCCGAAGCGUGAUUACGAGGUGGAUGGUCGUGAUUAUCAUUUUGUUUCGUCACGUGAGCAAAUGGAGCGCGAUAUACAAAAUCAUCUGUUCAUUGAGGCGGGCCAAUACAAUGACAACCUCUAUGGCACAUCGGUGGCGAGCGUACGCGAGGUUGCGGAGAAGGGUAAACACUGCAUUUUAGAUGUCUCGGGCAAUGCCAUUAAGCGGUUGCAAGUCGCUCAACUAUAUCCAAUUGCUAUAUUUAUCAAACCGAAAUCGGUGGACUCAAUAAUGGAAAUGAAUCGACGCAUGACGGAAGAGCAAGCGAAGAAAACUUACGAACGUGCGAUUAAAAUGGAACAAGAAUUCGGCGAAUACUUCACAGGAGUGGUCCAAGGCGACACCAUCGAAGAGAUCUACAGUAAAGUCAAAGCGAUGAUCUGGUCACAAUCGGGACCAAUCAUUUGGGUACCAUCCAAAGAAUCUCUAUGACCAACAGCCACGACGACAUGGACACUGCCGCCUCGAGUACGCUGUCGACCAGUCUCGAGAUCAACAACAAAUCAACAUCAACAGCAAACGCACUGAUUUUGAACGUCAUUGAUGGAACACGAUGUCGCCAACAACGACCAACACACACACACACACACAACUCGUAACCGAAACGCAGCCGAUGAUUCACGCGGAUGCGUUAUGCAAAUGAGCUGAAGCAAGCGAAUACAAAAUAGUGGACAGGCACACACACACACGCGGCAUACAAUCUUCAAUCUUCGCAGCAUUAUGUCACACCCACGCGCAAAAUGUCACCAGCCUUAAGCAAAUAUAUACCAGCCGAAGGCAAACAAGGUCUAACAGGCCUUGUUGACGCAAUAUGGCCGGUGCUUCUGUCUUUACUGUCAGUGUGUGUGUGCGUGUUUGUGUGGUUGCCUAUUUGCAGUCGGUUGCUUACGUCGUUGAUGCGACCGCGCGUUUUGUGGAAAAAAAGUGGAGUAAAUAUGAAACUAAAAACACUAUAGAAGAAAUAUGUUGUAGCUAAUAAAGAGAAAACAACAAAAACAAAUAAUAAUAAUGAAUAGGCAUAAGUCAGGCUGCGACUACUCUACUACAUGCAUAUAUAUUGAUAAUGAUGAUGAUGAUGAUGGUGCAUUUGUUGUUUGUUUGUUACCGCUAGCAAUUAAAAAGAAAUUCGAUAAUCGUUUAAUACAUAUAUAUGUGUGUAUAUAUAAAUAUACAGCUGCAUAUAUAAAAUUAUAUAUAUAUAUAUAAAUAAUUAGUAACGAAGCAGAAGUUUAAUAAAAUUGUAAUGCAUAUGAGUACACACACGCUCCACAUAUACAUACAUAUAAAGAAAUUGCAAAUUCUACACGCAUACAUACAUAUAUAAAUACCGACGUACAUACAUAACUAAUUGCAUAUAUCAUACACAAAAACAAUAAUAAAAAUAAUAAGAAAUCAAUUGCAUAAAGAGGGCAACUAGAAAUUGCGCAAAGGAGACGUCAAAAAGUAAUGGAAAUGCAUGCGCAAGCAAAAGCAUGUAAUAAAUGCCGAACACAAAGUAAAUAAGCUAAAAUUAUAACCAGUGCCGAUGAACAAACUCGCUUACAUAUGUACAAUAGGCAAUGCAGCAAUGACUAAAAACCGUUAAAGUGAAGUUAAAGUUGAAGAAAAAUAGCGAAAAAUAGCGUGCGAAGCGAAUUAGCAAAACCUAACCUAAAAAUUGCAAAUUUAAAUUUGAGAAAUGCGUAGUUAAAGUGAAGAAAAAAUUUAAGAAUUGUUUUAUUAACGUUAUAACGUACAAUAAUUUAUUUAUAUUACAUAUAAAUAUAUAUACAAAUAUAUAUAAAAAGAGAAAAAGUUAAGUAAAGCAAAGCAGCAACGUUAAAUGCAGUGUAUGUUGAAAAAACUGUAUUUGUCAUAAACAAUUGUAUGUAACAGCAAAAUGCAACAAAACUACAACAAAAUAUUUUAUGAUUUUAUGUAAUAAUUACGCAUAUAAUUUUUUAUUAUUUACGCUUAGUGUUAAUAACAAUUUUACUUUCCUACAAACUGUCACAAUCUGAGUUGAUAUUGUCUCAACGCUAGUGUAGCAAUAAUAAUAACAGCAACUAUGUAUUGAAAAACAAGAGAGAAACAGUGCAAAAAAAUAAUUUUGUGUUUUUAUGUGCAACGUAAAUAUUUUGUACUCGUAUGUACUGUAUGACGCUAAAAUAAUUUUUUUCGAGUUUAAAAAUAGCUACUUUACUUUUAUAACACACUGUAAGCGUGCAAACUGCAAUUUUGUUGUUGUUGCAUGCAUAAGGCUCAUAAUUUAUUUCACAUUUAUUUGUAUUUGUAUUGCCCAGUUGGUUAUAUAUUUUGUAAAGAAAGAAAAACAAAGAAUUUACAACAACAACAACAACAUUACUUUAAGCCUUGUAAAUGUGCGCAUGGAAAGAGGCAUAGUCAAAAUAGUGAGGUUAAAUUCGAAUAUGCUACUUAACUACACACACUCACACAUACAUACAUACAUACAUACGUACAUCAAGCUAUAUUACUUUUAUUUAUAAUUUACAAUUUACCUUACUCUGUUUUACGAGUUUAUGUUAAACUUUUAUACACUUACAACAACUACAUAACUGUUCUUUAUUAUUUUUAGGUUAAAUUACAAUUUAAUUUAAGCGCUUAAUUUAAACAUAUUUUACAUUUUUGUUGUAAAGUUGUCAUUGACCACCAACCAACCAACUGGGCGUCUUGCAUUGUUUUCACACUAAUUUAAUCCUUUAACAACUGUUUGCCUCUCCGUAAAGGGUCUAGGACAAGCGUCAUAAGCGCCCACUCACAGCACUGUUCGCAGCGCUGCGUUGUUAAUUGUGCAGCAGUUAAGCUUGUUUGUGUAAAAUCCGACAGCUUCAAACUCCAUUAGUCCUAUGCAUACUACUAUUGUACAAAACAACAACAACAACUACAAAUACUAUUAUAAUAUAAAUUAUUACUGCUACUCCGCUACACUACUUAUUGUUCAAGUAUAUGUGUGUGUGUGUAAUGUUAAUGUUUCUUUCUCAUUCUAGUUAAAUAUUAUCUUUGUCUUACAUUUUAAUUAUUAUUAUUUUUAUUUAAAAAACUAUUGUACAAGUUAUUACAAGCAUAUAUAGUGCGUACUCAACAUACAUGCAUACUUAAUAGCAAAACACAAAACACAACAACAAAAAAAUAACAUAAAAAACAAGAAAAUGAAGCAAAAAUAUGCAAAAUUAACAAUAACAAGAACAAAAAAUACUUUUUUUCAACGAAUAUCUAAACUAAAAUGCGUUAAGUGCAAGAACAAGAGCGUAAACAAUAAUACAGAAUUUAAGUAAACAAUUUAACUUAAUUAAAUCGUUUCAUUUUUAUUCAAAAAAUAAAAAAAAACACAA